AUGCCAUUGGGGCUGCCUCAAUUACGCUCGGGUUUCCAGUCCCGUGGGCUAAUGGUCCGUUGCUGUCCGAUCUCAACACCUUGGUGUUCCCAGCUCGGUUCAGAAACAAUCAAUGCGAAACCAGAAGCUAGAGCUCGGGUGAUAUCCCGAGACCCAUGGGAGUUAGAGUGCCUUAGAAGCUUCUCGACAAGCCAUGACGCAACAAACAAGCCAAGGAAACCAUUGGAGUCUGCGAGACACCAAAGUCCGCCGCUGAAGGGAUUAACCUGCAUGGUAACGGGUGGCUCAUCUGGAAUUGGGUAUGCCAUUGCACGUCGAUUUCUACGCGAAGGGGCUGAGAAGGUGAUUCUUGUCGGAAGGAGUAGGAGAAGAUUGGAGGAGGCUGUUAGAAGGUUAGAAGAAGAAGAAGACAGAGGAGAUUACGUUGAACCGGGUCGGCCAAUGGGUGAAAACAACGACGAUCUUCCACAAGGUAAUGGCGUGGACGUUCACAAUCCGGCGCAGCGGGCCACCCCGCCUAUGCAAAGUAUAGAAUUUGAUAAUCUGGUACAUGACCAGCCCCAUGACACAGUCACUGUGAAGGACUGUGAAAUAUCUGAGUUUGGACCGCGAUUUACACUGGCCGUCGGGGACGUCGGCAACCCGUCAUUCUGGGGGGAAGAGAUUAAAAAAUUAAUGGACAACGUUGACGUUCUCGUCAAUGCCGCGGGCAUUUCCUACUCCUCCCUCCUCCCCUUGACUAAAGAGGAGCAUAUCACAGCCAUGCUCCGCACGAAUCUGCAAGGCACGAUAGUCGCCUGUCGCACCAUGUCGCGGCGCGUAAUGCGAGCAAAUUCCCUCCAAAAGCUCAUGGAUGAUAAUAAUACCAUCACCAACAGCAGAUUUACGAAGUGCAUCAUUAACAUAUCAUCGCUGCAUGCGAUGAAAGGGGGUGUUGGGGCAGCGACUUAUGCAUCUACAAAAGCGGGUGUAGUGGCCCUGACACGCGCGAUUGCGGCGGAAAGUGGAGAGAUGAAGGUAGAAGCGAGGUUGAGGGCUAAUGUCAUUGUGCCAGGGUAUAUUGAGACGAGGAUGGUUGCGGAAGACCUAAACCCGCAAGUGCGAGAGAAGGCGCUGCGAGCUAUCCCGCUCCGUCGUUUUGGGACGGUGGAAGAGGUGGCGGAUGCAGCCGUAUUUCUUGCGGCCAACCAAUAUGCUAAUAACUGCGUGUUGAAUCUCGAUGGGGGGUUGAGCGCUGUGUAA
Messenger RNA from Paracoccidioides lutzii Pb01, 1242 nucleotides. RefSeq names its product 3-oxoacyl-[acyl-carrier protein] reductase. The transcript has 3 exons. The record is from RefSeq and is a predicted model, not a curated record. Bases 1 to 1242 code for a protein of 413 amino acids. Gene Ontology annotation, molecular function: oxidoreductase activity, acting on the CH-OH group of donors, NAD or NADP as acceptor.